This is a messenger RNA of Corticium candelabrum, 1193 nucleotides long. RefSeq names its product tRNA (guanine(6)-N2)-methyltransferase THUMP3-like. Gene Ontology annotation, biological process: tRNA methylation. The record is from RefSeq and is a predicted model, not a curated record. The transcript is spliced from 9 exons. Gene Ontology annotation, molecular function: RNA binding; tRNA (guanine) methyltransferase activity. Lineage: Eukaryota; Metazoa; Porifera; Homoscleromorpha; Homosclerophorida; Plakinidae. The coding region runs from base 1 to 1167 and encodes 388 amino acids.
AUGAGUGUUCCAUUGUGGUGCACCAUCCCUACUGGAUUUGAAGGAAUCGCUCUGAAAGAGGUCGGAUCUAUGUUUGGUGAUGAGUGCAAGUUAGGAGCUGUAAAAGAAAAAGGAAAAGUCUAUUUCCAAGUCUCCAGGGAAAACUUCUUAAAAGUAAAAGAAAUGAGAUCAGCAGAUCACUUGUUUGUAUUUGUGGAGAGAUUUCCAGACUUUUGUGUUGACGAGUGGAACAUCAAGGAAAAGCUGGAAGAAUUGCCUUCGCAAUUGAAAUGGAAUGAUGCGCUUCAAGUGUGGCAAGAGUAUUCCGGAUUUGAAGGCGCAGUCAACAAACUGAAGCAAAGAAAUGGAGAAGGUGAUGACGUCAGUGCUCCAUCAUCUGAUGGCGUCACUCGACCUCGAUUUCGUGUCACAUGCAAUCGAUCAGGUCGACAGCACAUGUUCUCUUCACCUCAAGCCGCCUCGUACUUUGGUGGUGCAAUUGACGAUCACUUUGAUUGGAUUGUGAAUCUGAGUGAUCCAGACAUCGAAGUCGUUCUCAAUAUUUAUAAUGACUCGGCAAUCGUUGGCAUUGCUCUUACCAAAGAGAGUCUACACAAACGAGAUAUCAAGCAUUUUGGUGUGAUGACACUUCGGUCGACAAUCGCAUAUGGAUUGCUCAGUUUGGCUGAUAUCUCACCCGGAGAUCUCGUGUGUGACCCCAUGUGCGGCUCAGGAGCAAUCAGUGUUGAAGGAGCUGUUUCUUGGUCAAAUUCGUAUCACUUGUGUGGAGACAACUACGGUAAGGCAGUAAGGAACACAAAGGCAAAUGCUCGGGAACAGGAGACUCGAAAAUGUGGUUUUAUCGAUGUCUGUCGAUGGGAUGUAUGCAACUUGCCUCUGAGAAACGAAUCAAUAGAUGUCAUUGUCACUGACAUGCCAUUUGGUAAAAGAAGUGGAUCUCGAGCACAUAACAAAAUACUCUAUCCCCGUGCAUUGAACGAGAUGGCUCGAGUGUGUAAACCAGGCAGCAGUCGAUGCGUCAUUCUCACCAAAGAACAGAAAAUCAUGAUGCAAAUUCUACGUGGCAGUCGGUGGUGGACACAGAAAUUGAUGAAUUCAGUGAACGUUGGUGGCAUAGCAGCUGGUGUGUAUACUUUAUCUCGUACUGUAAAUGCUUACAGCGAAUAGUCUUGACUCAAUCGUCUAAAAUUAAU